Molecule: messenger RNA, 851 nt
Organism: Pimephales promelas (fathead minnow)
Lineage: Eukaryota; Metazoa; Chordata; Actinopteri; Cypriniformes; Leuciscidae
Gene: cbln20
Product: cerebellin 20
Biological process (GO): maintenance of synapse structure
Cellular component (GO): synapse
Molecular function (GO): protein binding
Source: RefSeq, a predicted model, not a curated record
CCUUUAUAGCCAGCAUUAUUACUCAAGUUAAUCUCAACACAUCUUACUGCGAGACUACAGUCAAGAGACAUCAGCAGAAAUGAAGGCCAUUGUAAUCUUAAGCUUUUUGGGAUGUGCACUUGCACAAGACAGGAUUUUUUCAUGGAAUGGUCCGGGAGAACCCAGUGACGUUGACCCCAAUGAGAAUGUGUGUCCGACUGAUGUGGCGUCCUGUGGAUGCUGCCUGAUGAAGAAUCAGAUGUGGAAGAUGGAGACCUUUUUCAACAUGAGCUUAAAUGAGCUACAAAGGGGACUGGAGAGAGCUCACGCAGUCUUAAACAAUAUUCGUGCCAGUCGCAGUGCCUUCUCUGUGGCUCUGACUGACACACGCCUAUGUGUCGGCCCGAAUCGCGAAGACUCCGUGGUGAAGUAUGGCAGUGUGUUUAUUAACUUGGGAGAUGGCUACAGCACCAACACUGGUGCUUUUGUGGCUCCACGUUCUGGUGUCUACAGCCUGGCACUAACUGUUUAUAGUGAUGCUGGUGCUGCCGGAGCCACGCUGGCUGCUUGUGCUCGACUCCAGCUGAACGGACGCACACUCGCGUCACCGAGUGAGAAGAACAACCAAGACCAGGAGGACAGCGUUAGCGCUGUGCUGGCAGUGCAGCUGAAUGCAGGAGACCGGGUGGAUGUUGCUCUUCCAGCCGGCUGCUUUCUGUGCGACGAUAACAACCACUACAACACUUUCACCGGGUUCCUGCUCUAUGCCACUGAUUAAUAUACAGACAAUUAAUACUGUUUUUUUAAAUUGACAUACACGGUUUACACUGUUUUACUUUUUAAUGUGUAAAAUACAGUGUGCGACAAUUGAU